Molecule: messenger RNA, 1613 nt
Organism: Triticum aestivum (bread wheat)
Lineage: Eukaryota; Viridiplantae; Streptophyta; Magnoliopsida; Poales; Poaceae
Exons: 10
Coding region: 190-1221 (343 amino acids)
Source: RefSeq, a predicted model, not a curated record
ACCGAAGCGGGACUCGGUUAAGAGAUGAUUUCUUAUGUUUACCCUAGCUCGUGUAAAGCCGCCCAGAUUCCAAUGCUCAGCCGACUCACGCCGGCCAAACCAGGCAGCGCCUGCCCGGGAAGCAGUGUUUAGAGACUGACAUCACCGCCGGCUCGACUCAGGGACGAUUCAGAGGGGUGGCAAAAGAGGAUGGUUGGUCUGGAGGGUUCUGCAUUAGAUGAAGAAAGGGUGGACCGCCACGGGUUGAGUGAUACUGGAGGGCUUUCUUGUGUGGGUGGCGUAUCGUUGCUCGCACCGGGAACUGCCUUCUCUACUAAUUUUAGUAUUCUUCAGGAGCUCCGCACAGAAAAGUUAUUUCGAGAAUAUUUGGAGUACCGUGAGGAUCCAUUCAAGUGGGCGGCAGAAGAACUGGUUGCAGCAUGCAAUUCACCUGUAUGCAUGGAUCAUUGGGUUGAUUUGUUUCUCCAGACUGUGCCUGAUGAGAGGCUUUUUCAAGAGCACCUUUUCAAUUUUGUGUCGUUAUGUGAACAGUAUUCUGUGGUUGUUGAUGAUGCUGAUGGAAGUAAAGAAAGUUUGGCUGAUGAUGGAUCACCACGUUUCUCGACUGAGGCUGAGAUCAAACUCAUCCACCGUAAGAAUCACAAAGAUUCUCUUAUGAAAAGAUUGCAUGGUGUUCGAAGAUAUUAUGCAUACUGCAAAGCCCUUCUGCAACUUGAUUUUAUCAAGUGGAAUAGUAACCCUGAAGAAGUUUUAAAACGGAUCAAAGAGUCAACUAGAUGGUCUGAUGUGCUGAAUGAUUAUGAGCUACAACGUGGUUUAGAGUUUGAUAAGGUAGCUUUGGAGGAAGACAUCAACUCUCGUAUGAGUUCAGAAUUAGAGAAGCAUCUACAAUUCCCUGACCAGUUGCUCAUGCGAGAAUAUUUCAAUAGUGUGAAAAUAAGGAACCUUGCCAGGGAGGCUGGAGUCAUUCUUGUCGAAGAGUUUCUACCCGUACGAAAUUUGGAAGAACAGAUAUUACCCAAAAGUUUGCCCCAGAAUUUUGGACAACAGCUGUUACCCAGAAAUUUGCCCCAGAUGAAAAAGAGAGUUAAGCAGUCACUUGACUCAACCAGGGCUUACCUGCAUCGACAGGGCGCUACUCGUGCUAGGGGUUUGAAGUAUGUGGUUGGUGCAGUUUCUCUUGCUUGUAUCAUCAUGGCUGGCCAACGCGAGAGUAAUUAAGACUGUCAACUGCAUCCAUGGUUGGCCUUUGCCCGCGAAAAAAAAGCCGUUUGCUUCAGGAUAAGUUUCAUUGACCUCUAUCUCUAUGGUGUCAGCGCGAAUGGGCGGAGCCCCGACCAUAGUUGAAAUAGGUGUCCGUCUCUAGCUCCUGCACCAGUCUCAUUAACGCCCAACGUGAUGGACCCGGACUGGAGACACCUGUAUUUUUUUUGUCAAAAAAUUGAGUCUAUUAUCCAGAAGGCUAAGCUCAGGCCCUUCUCUAGCAUGGUUAGGAAAUAAACCUUUUUUGUUGUUUAGUAAGCAGAUUUGGUGCUUAUUGUAAGAGAAAAUUAAACUGUAAACAUAUUUUGGGGAAAUGAGAUUUAGCCAGGGAUAGUGGGCCUCAAACCACU